AUGACGGGGAGAACUGCCGCAGAGGCAAGCGGCAGGAGGAGCGCGAGGGGGGGAGAGGGCGCCAGCGCGUGGAGCGGCACUAGCCGCCGCGAGGCGCAGAGAGACAGGCGCGCCGCGCCGAACAAAGUCGAGGCGCUGCUGGCGUCUCCUCCUCUCCCUGAGCUGCUCAACGGAGACGCAAGACGCGGAAAAGAGGCGGAGGAAUCCGCGCGCCGCGCAUCCGCGUGCGCGGCUAAGGCCGUGAACGGCCUUAGCCGCGGCUUCGCGUCCCCCUCCUUCUCCUCACUUUCGCCGACUGUCUCCUCUGUUCCCUCUGUCUCCGCGGUCGUUCUGCCCGCGCCGGACGCAGCGGGCCUCUCGCCGCCGCUGGGCGUCGCCUCGCCGCCGGCCUCGGAGGUCGGCGGCUGCGGGACUUCGACGGCGUCGACGGCGUCGCGGCCGCGAGGCACGGAGUUGGCGCGGAAGCAAACGCGCACAGAGGACGCCGGCGAGGCGGGCGCUCGUCCGCAGUGGCACGCAGACGCGGCGAAAGUCGGAAUUCUGUCCCACGGCGGCCGGCGGUUUUGGAAGAAACGCAAGGCGGGCAUGAUAUCGCUGGUGUACGAAAACGCGCUGCGCUCCAAGGGCGUCCACGCCUACAGAUACGACAUCCUUCAAGGCCACGUUAGCGCAGCCGAUGGCGUCGGUUUCGUCUUCGCAAAUCGCGUGCCCUGUGGCAAGAACAUCCAGACCCUUUGGAGCGUCUUCGUCAACCGACAGGGGACACUGUGCAAACGCAUGGGCCUGCAACUGGUGAAGCAGCCGCCGCCCGGGUUGGGCCUCUUGGAGGCGGGCAGCAGCGUCUUUCUCCUCGUGGAUCUCGACCGCAAGCUGGCGCUCUUUCAGAUGAAGAAUGGGGCGGGAACUGAGACCGAGCCUCGCCUGCUGGACUUUGGGGACAUGGCGCAAGGAGCAAGUUGCUCCCAGGGCUACUUCUGCGUCGUCAUUGCCGCAGGCGAUGUCAGCGUGGAGGUCUCGGAUCCAAGCGAGUUUCGGCAUCUGUACGCGACACACGUUCGCGGGGCGGCUCUCACGUCUCUUCCGUCCCCUGCGGCGCCGGCCUUUUCGGCGUGCCGCGCCCCGGUGACUUCGCCUGGGCCGUCAGCCUGCCGGUCGCCGCCGCGCGUGCCUCCGCCCCCUCCGCUUCUGGCAUCGCCUCCGCGUUCGCCGCUCGUCCCGCUGCGUCGAGGUGCCCUGCCCGCGCAUGCGCCUUUGUCUCCAUCUGCCUUUCCUGCUCUCUUCGCGCCUCCUUUCUCCGCGGCUUCCCACGCCUCUGCAAUACCGUGUGCGCCCUCCGCCUCCGCCGCCUCCAUCGCCUCGCAGGUCUCUGAGCCUUCGUCGUCCUCUGUAGCUGCGCCCGCCGCGUCUGCGCCGCUGAUUUCCACCCCAGCUUCUUCCUCGGGGGCGUCUGCGACCUCUCGUCGGCCGUCGACCUCCUCGUCUGUCGCCGCUUCGCCUCCGCUGGCGGCUGUGCAGGGCCCGUUUGGGCCGCCGCGUGCGCAGCGGAGCUCGCAAGCUGCGCACGCGGCGGAGAGUCGAGUCAUCGGGCGGACCCUGUCGUUUUCCUCUCUGCCACCUAUCCCUCUCUCCAGCUUCCCGUCGCUACCUGCCCCCGUGCCUCUGCCCACGGUUCCGCCUUUGCUCUCGCCGCCUUCUGCCUUCUCUUCGGCUGUGUGCUCCUUGGUCCAGCAGGACGAGUCGGCGUCGCUGCGGCUGCCGGCGCUGCCGAGACGCGAGGCGAUGCGAAGCAUCUCCUGCGCCUCGUCUGCGUCCUCCUCGCCGUCGUUUUCUUCUUCUGCCUUCUCCACCGUGGCCGCUCUGCUGCGGUCGCCGCAACAUCUGGCGGGAGGACUGGAGCCGGACCCGCCCGCCGGCGCGCGGAACGAAAAAGCGCGGGAGGCGACAGAUGAAGACGCGGACAUGAGUCGCGUGCAGAGAGUCACGUCGAUGCCGCUCUCUAGUGAAGCGCGAGCGCCUUCGCCGCCUGCGCAGCUGCGCCUCGGUCCCAUCACCCUCGGGGGUGGGGAACCCGCGGACGGUCUCUUCUGGUCUGGCGCCAGUGGAGACACAGUCUCCUCGUCCCGCCCCGUGGAGCCCAAGGCAGCCGAGAGCGACGGCUGGAGUUCGCUCAUGGUCGCGCCACCGUUCGGUUUUCCCUGGUUCGGCUGGGGCUCCACCCCCAGCGAGGCGGACGCCGACCUCUCGAAGAACGCAUCGACGCUGCCUUCUCCCUAUUCGUCAUCUUCUCUCCCUGCUGCACCCGCUUCGGCCUCUGCGUUCUUGUCUUCGCCUUCAGCGACCGCGUUCGCGUCGGCCCCCGGCUCGUCCGCAGCGUUCUCCGCAGGGAUCGCAGCUCCGCUGGCGCCGCCUCUGUUUCUCUCUCAUCCAGGCGAUGUGCAGCGAGAUGAGGCUUUCUUCCCUUCGUCGGCGUCGUGCACCUUCGCAACUUCGCCGUUUUCUUUCUUCUCCUCGGACCUCUCUGGUCCCAACGCCGCAGCCGCAGCCGUCGCCGCGGCGGCAGCCACGCAGCACCCCUCCGUCUUCCUCGAGUUCGAGCGUCUCGCCGCGACCGCGGUCGGAGCCACCGUCCUGUCGUCCGAGAAUAUCCCUCCGUCUCCUUUCUCCUCGCCCGCGCGUCUCGUCUGGAACAACCGUGCCGCCUACGCACACGUCAUCGCCGCCGCUGCGCACAUGACCGCCGCCGCCCAGGCCAUCGUCCGGGAGGCGCACCAGUGUCCCGGCCCCGACGGCGCCGCGACCGCUAGUUGGGCUCCAAUGGGGACAGCAGGGCCUGGGGAUCCGGCGGCCGGCACCCGAGACGAGGCAGAGAAGAAGCAGACGGGCGAAGGAGCAGCAGACGCGCAUACGCACGGGUCAGGCGGGUUGAGUCCUGAGCUAGAUGAAGAGCAAAGCAGACCAGAGGACGGGAAGACUUCGCUUUUUCACGCAAGCGAAAACGGAGAUCAAACGGCAGAAAAGGUGACGCGGCAUGUGGGAUGCUGUGCUGUAGGGUUUUCCAAUGCGGCGCCGCACAGUGCGGAGUGCUGUCACGGAGAUGCUUGCGCGAGAGACGGGCAGGAGAUCGUUCAGUGCUCUCCGCUGGGAUCGUCGCCUCCGUUGAUGUUUCCACUUUUUCUCCCUGGCGAGUCUCGCAGAGACGUAGACUUGCUGCGCAAAGAAGAGAUCGUCAGUGACAAGACUGAGACGGCGGGGGCAGGCCUGGACGGCCGAAACUCUGAGAACCAUCGCCAGGGCUCGGAGGCGGGCGCCACGCGAUUUGCAGAGGCGCCCCUCCGAGGCGUAAAAUGA
Molecule: messenger RNA, 3348 nt
Organism: Besnoitia besnoiti
Lineage: Eukaryota; Apicomplexa; Conoidasida; Eucoccidiorida; Sarcocystidae
Exons: 6
Coding region: 1-3348 (1115 amino acids)
Source: RefSeq, a predicted model, not a curated record